UGAAGCCUCAGUAACCUGCCUGGUGCCGUGGUGGUCGGAUCUCACGCGCGGUCCUACACCUUUUCCUUGUAUCGAACUUUCACAUAUCUCUUGUUAUACGCUGAUUACCUAUGUAAGCCUCAGCUGUCUCAUCUAACAUCGUCUCAGCAAUGCACAGGGUUUUGUAAGGUGUCCAGGAAGCAACCAGUUCUCAGGAGACUAGAAGGUUGAGAACAAAAAACUUGCCUAUACGGCUAGAGGUAAGACUGUUCUACUCACUACACGAAGUGAACACAAGAGCCACUGUUGCCCAUGUUCUGCUGCUCCUGACUACUAUUACUACCACCGGACAAGAAUCUGGGUUACUAUGAGGCUGCUUCUGUGGACGGCGCUCCUGGUAUGCUGCAUGGGUUGGUGUAGUGGCAUCUGUGUCAUCGACAACAAGAAAGGAUGGAGCAUAGAUUGUGGCAUCAGAGAUUCCUACCUCUUCAGACUCAAGGAUUACGGAGGCAUUAGGGCCAAUUUUGACUUUGGUCUUGGCUUUGGAGAUGAGAAAGGCUUCCCUCAGUCCAUCAGCAAUACUGCCGGUGGAUACCACCGCAAGAAUGAUGAUAAUGAUGAACUUCAAGUAGCUGAUAAGAGAGCAGACCAGGACCCCUCCCAUGCACUACAUGGACGUAGAGUCAGACCUGGUCCAGCCUUUAAACUGCAGCCUCCUCCAUUACCAGCCAGCCGUCGACACAGUCCUGUGGGAAUAUUUGGUCGUCAGUCUCCCCCACAAAACCCUCCAGGAUUUAGGCAGAAUGGCCGACAAAAAUUCAUUGGGCAAAGAUUUCAGAGGGUCCCUGUACAAAAUCCUUUGCAUGGGAAUUUCCAACCUCAACGCCAAUUUUUUGUCAAUAGCCAGCCUCAUUUUCAAAAUCAGCAUCAGCAUUUCUUUCCUAGUCAACAUGGAAGUCACACAGCCUUCUUCAAUGAUGAUACCCCACCACUGCCACACACUCCUCCUCCUACACACAGUCCUACAGUUGGCCCCAUCUUGGGAGAAGUACUGAAGUUGGACUCCAACACACCAGCAGAUACAGAUCACGUUCCAUCCUUUGCUGCCAAGAUGUUUAUUGUACGCGAGGCUCCUGAAGAAUUUCAUCCACCAGGCUACUCACUUGGGGCCUUCCACAAGGUCAAUGCACAUGUUGAACUCCCGAGGACUAAGUUCUUCUGUGAGGAACGAAAAUAUUUGCCUGGUAUCUAUGCUGACACACAGCUGGGAUGCAAAGUGUUCCACUUGUGUCUUCCUGCAGCCAUGGGCAACACUAUGACCAGCUUCCUCUGCCCAAACAUGACCCUAUUUGACCAGUCCAUCUUGCAGUGCAACUGGUGGUACUAUGUCAACUGUGAAAAUUCUCCCCUGAGUUACGAUGCCAACCUCCCCAUGGCUCUCAGCUAUCGCAAAAUCAAUGCCGCUCAGCUGACCCUAUCUGGUGUAAAUGACUACAACAACGUUGCUCUCCUGUCACAAAAUGCAGAGGAACUGAAGAAGCUGCAGGCAGACCAGUCUGACACCAUCACAAAUUUUGCCCUGAAAAGGAUGGGCUUGCUUGAGCAGCCUGAAAACUUACUUCAUAAUGGAGGUGCUGGUCAGACAGAUGGUAUUCGUCGACAGCCAAGGACGAUGGUACAUGCUGAGAACACAACCCUAGGAGAGGAGAAACAGAAUGUCUCAAAGAAAAAUAUGGAUGAAAAUAAUCUUCAUAAAAAAGAUGAAGAGAAAGUUCAAGAAAAAGUAAACUGUGAAGAGGACACUGCCCAAGUGGAAGAUAAAGUCAAAGAUAAAAUAAAGUAUGACGAGGUAAUUGAUCAGCAAGAAGAUAAAAUUAGUAAGACAGAACAGAAUAAAAACAGUAAUGCCCAUAUUGAAGAUAAAAUAACGAAGAAAAUACAAGCUGUGGAGAACAGUGACCAAAAAGAAGGUACAAAUAAAGCAAGAAAAAAUAGAAGUCUUGUUGAAAGCAGCCACAGCAGAAACUUAGGAGCUAAUGAAGGUUCACAUAUUUCUCCUCUUUUAUUGAGGGUGUACAAGAGAGUUGCCUACCUGGACUAGUUCUCAAAAGCACUUACAUAAUGUAUGUCAUCAAACAGUCCCUCACUUAAUUGUAUACUCCCUUUAGAAAAAGUCUUUUUAAUGCUUGUGAAGUUUUUAUAGUACUGUAUAUACAGUUAUCUUCUGUGUUGCCAGCCACUCAAGUAAUGCCAUGUUACACUAAAAUCAAACAGUAUUGAUGUGUUAACAUGCCAUAAGAGAAACUGUAUCUACAUUCUUGAGAGCAUUUACUUCACAACUAAAGGGAACUGGGUUUGGUUGCCUGGCUGGACAAGACAUAUUGGCAAGUCUUCUUAUGCCCAUUGCCUAUGCUUGCCUAGAAGUAAAUGCAGUAGAUACCUGUGUGUUAGUCAUCGUAUGUAGGUCACAUCCUAGGAGAGAACCCAAAAGGAAAUAUGCCAUAAUAUUUAGCUCUGUUGGUUAUCCUGGGUUAAAUAACUAUAAAAACGCCCUCAGGAUCUGGGUCUGGCAUAGCAUAAAUACAUCAAUAUUGAUGCUUUUUCUUUUCUCUUACAAUGUUUUUUUCUACCUCAUUCUUAUUCCACCUAUUCUCCUUACCCUAAAAAAAAAUCAGUGCCAUUUGAAGGAGAGUAAAAUGUUUUUUCUUGCUUAUAAAGCAUGAAUUGCUCAAUAAUUCUACCUGCUUCUAUAUAUAUAUGAGAUCAGUGGUUCAUGGACCACUUCAUCCCACAGCUUUUGUAAAUAGUUCAUCUAUCUUUUAGUCUGACUUAGUGGCUGGCAAAGGUAAUGUAAAAACAGGAUAUAAUGACUCCCGAAAUCAUAAUAACACGAUUGCCAACAAACCAUGGAAUGGGUGGAAUUUGAGCCCAUGGUGAGUGAGUUGUAAAACUCCAGGCCAGUGUGUAAGCCACUGGCCUGGAGUUUUACAGUUCACUUGCCAUGGGUUGCAACCCCACCUGUACUUUUUUUUUUUUUUAACAGGAUGUAAUUUUGACUUGUUGCCAUGCAUGUGCUGAGUAUGCACAGUACUAAUAUGAAUGUUCUAGGUACCCAUCAAAGCUACCACCAUGGUAGUUAACCAGUGUGUACUGUAAUUAACUAGUGUAUACUGUAGUUAACUAGCGUGUACCGUAGUUAACCAGUGUAUACUCUUAACUGUUCUUGCCAUCAACCCCCAAAAUAAUUUUAUGUAAUCUUAAUUUCUCUUACCAAAUAUAUGUACAGCAGAUGUUGAUCAAUGCGUUUCCAGUGUAUGCAUUAUUUUAAGCUUCGAAUAGUAGGCAGCUGUAGUCUUAGGUUUGUAAAGGAUAUAGGACAGGUAUACUGUAUUAUUUCCCAAGAAAUUAACAAUGUAACAAUUUAUUUUAAAUCUAUCUUGUCUUUCAUUAUGUUUACAUAUCAGUGAACUAUUUUUUGUUUUUCUUUGCCUAUAUUUUCCUCUUCAAUACAUAAUGUUUCUUCAGACUUGCUAGUGACAUUUUUUUUUUUUUUUUUUAAUUUAUACACUGAUGCACAUAUCACAACUUUAGUUUUUAUUUAUGCAUUCAACUUUGAUUAUUUAUAAGUUUUCUAUUAAUAUUAAUGCAAUAGUAAAAUGACUUUCAACAAAGAAACCUUUUGUUAAUAGAGUAUUUUGCUCAGUGGGUGAAUUUUGUUUUACUUUUUUAGAACAUCAGCUGUCUCCCACAAGGUAGAGUGACCCAAAAAAAACAAAAAUGAGGAAAAACAUUCUCCAUCAUUCAUUCAAUCGUUGUAUUGCCGGAAGUGUCAUGACAGUAGUUCAGAUGUCCCUCCAAACAAUAAUAUCCUCACACCCCCUUCAGAGUGCAGGCACUGUACUUUCCACCUCAAGGACUCGAGUCCAGCUAACCAGUUUCAAUACACAGGUGAAAUGUAUUACUAAAAGGUUUUCACUGAAAGUGUCUUACUACCAAACAUCUGUCAUCUCAUCGCUAUGUAUUUACAACAUUAACAAAGGGUAGGAUGUUCAUAGUUUAACAUCUUAGUAAUUCUUUCUUUCUUUCAACACACCAGCCGUAUCCCACCGAGGCGGGGUGGCCCAAAAGGAAAAACAAAAGUUUCUCCUUUCACAUUUAGUAAUAUAUACAGGAGAAGGGGUUACUAGCCCCUUGCUCCUGGCAUUUUAGUCGCCUCUUACAACACGCAUAGCUUACGGAGGAAGAAUUCUGUUCCACUUCCCCAUGGAGAUAAGAGGAAAUAAACAAGAACAAGAGCUAGUAAGAAAAUAGAAGAAAACCCAGAGGGGUGUGUAUACAUAUGCUUGUACAUGUAUGUGUAGUGUGACCUAAGUGUAAGCAGAAGUAGCAAGACGUACCUGAAACCUUGCAUGUUUAUGAGACAGAAAAAACACCAGCAAUCCUACCAUCGUGUAAAACAAUUACAGGCUUACGUUUUACACUCACUUGGCAGGACGGUAGUACCUCCCUGGGCGGUUGCUGUUUACCAACCUACUACCUAGGUCAUCUUAGUAAUAUACUGUACAAAAUUAAUUUUGAUCAUUGUAUUGAUCAUUUAAUUUUCUAAUUUGUGAUAGAAUGAUAUUUUCUUAUCUUAAAAACAUUAAAAUCAUUUAAACAACCUAGGCUAAGUUAUCCUGCCCUUCUCCCCUUUAUAUAUUUUCUUGUUAAUGAGUGAUUAUUUUCCAGUUGUUGAUAUACAAGACCACGAAGAUUUCCCCAGGUUUAGCACAUCCCCCUAAAUAUAAUAAUAAUAGUGAUACUAAGAAUGCACGAUAGUCAGUAAUGUAAGUGCUUGCUCAAUAUCCUUUAGAUAACCGAGUGCAGUAAGGCCCCGACUUAGAUAAUUUUGACUUACUGACUGACUGACUGAGAGAGAGAGCCAGAGAGGAUGGGGAGAGCUAGCUAGCUCUCACAUUUGCUGAGAAGUAUAAAGAACUAUAGAUUUAAAAAAUACUAUUUUCUUCAAGGUUGAAUUAAACCAUGGAUACUUUGUUUUUUUUUGGUAAUGAUUGGUUCUGAAAAAGAUUAAAUAAUUAUGUUUGGUUAGGCUGUGGAAAGUUGGUGCUCUUGCUUACCAGACAUGUUCAGUAGAGGUGUGGGACCUCAUACCACACCUUCCCUCACACAACUAUACUCAUCACUACCUUCCCUACCCCCAACCCUCUUCUUCCCCUUCCUUCAUACUCCCCUCCCUUCUCUAUGCCCCUGCCGCUUUCCUCUUCACCCUCUCCUAUUCUCCACCCCUCUAUUGGAGAUAGCUCAACUGCUAUGCACCAGUACCCUUCUGUACUGUGGUAUGUACUGUAGCUCCAUUCUGUUUAACAAACGUGUAUACAUUAUAUAAAUAAAUGUUUAAUACCAUUGUAAGUGAAAAGCAGCAUUACUGAAUGUAAAAUAUAGGGUGAAAAUUCCUGUUUAAAAAAUACAUGUAAACGAAUUUAACCCCUUGACUGUCGCAACCCCAAAUCUUUUCCCGACUGUAAUGACACCAAAAGAAUGAAAUUUGAUGGAAAACUGACGAAAUUACACUCUCGUGAAGUUAGGAACUUUGGCAAUAUUUACAAAUCGGCGUUUUCGCCCACUUUGAGCCCUAUUUUCGGCUAAUUCCAUUGUUCCAGUCGACCAAACUCAUAGCUAUUUCUUUAGAACUCCAUUUUUUUCUAUCGACUGAGUACAAGAAACUGCCCAUUUACCGAUUUCAACUACCCAAUAACGUGGUCAGAAAUUUGCAAUUUGGCCAGUUUCACGAAAAUUACAAAAUAUGACAAUUCAAAAUAGGGUCCAGAAUGAACAAUGCAGACAUUCCUGGCUCUAAAAUAAUAUUUUCUUUGUUCAUCAGUCACAUCUCCAGGCCCCUCUGAUAUUACUCUUGCUUUCUAUUUUGAAUUUUUAUUCAAACAAAAAAUAAAAGAUUUACUGUUAUGCAGACUACAGUAAUAUUGUAAUAAUUGUAUAAAUAAUAUCAACCCAUUCAUGACUGCAUAUUAGAAUGGCUGCUUGGAAAUUUAUUGGAAAAUGACAUCAUUUGUUUACUUUUGAACAUCAGUAAAAAUCAAACAUUUCCCCUACUUUGAGCUCCAUUUUAAGGGUUUUCAUAGUAACACCAAUCAAAAUCACCUCUAUUUCUAUAAUAUGUUUUCCAUUCUAUCAAAGGAGACCAAGAAAACGAGAAUACAAACAUAAAUACUAUACGAAAAUAGACCACAAAUUUGGCAUUUUAAUUAAAAAAAAAAACGGUCGGAGUUUUUUUUUUUCCUCAUUAUGCACCGCGUGCUGCAGGAUUUUUAUUAUAUGGUGCACACACCACACAGACCCAUUCUCUCACAUGUGGGCCUACCAGCUUUCUCCUGCUUGAUUUGAAGCCGCUAGAAUUUAUGAGUAUAUAUACGUCAAAAACGGUGGCUCGUGAGAAGUAUAUAUACGACCGAAACAGUCAAAGGGUUAAAUUUGUAAUAUUAUGUCUCAGGAGCACAUCAACGAUUAUAACAUGGGUAUCUGUGAAAAAUAAGUUCCAAGAAGUGAAUUUUAGGAACUCGUGUAUAUAAAAAAGUUGGGGCCCUACUUUACUCCAUUAAAGAGACUAACCAAGCACACUGAUAAGUGUAUUCUAAUCAAAUAAGUUUAAUACAGUAUCCAUUCUUUAUAGGCAGGCUACAAUUGAUUCAUGUUUUUUAGAUAUAAAGUUAUACUGGCUUUUGUUUUCAUAUAGGUAGUACUGUAGCCUACUACAUUACAAGUGACACAUCUAUGAAAUAUUUCUACAUUGCUCCACAAAUGUAGUGGCAGAAUGUAACAGUUACUCUAGAUUUUUUUCUUUUAGACACUGGCAGUCUCUCGCCGAGGUAAGGUGACCCAACGCAGAAGUCAACAUUUUCACUGUCACUUGUUCAUUCACUGUCUUGCUAGAAGGAUACCAGUAUCACAGUUCAGAUGACACUCUAAACAUUCCUAUUGUUUAACAGUGACAUUAAUGAUAUGCAAUAUAAUUUGAAUAGAUCCUGUUGAUUUGCAUGCAGUAACCAAACAGAGGCCAAUAUAAAAUCAUUGUGAAUUAUGGUCAUGAAUGUUAUUCUAUGACCACAUGUAGUCCAAUGAUAUGGUUUGUCUGUAUGUACAAAAUGUAUUAGAAGCAGUAGUUUGUAGUUUUUCAUCCUUUUUUUUUUAUAGGGAACAUUAUUUUGAAGCUAAUAAGGGUAUGUAUACAUAAAUGAUGAAAGUGUUUCUUUUUUGAGUCACCCUGCCUAGGUGGGAGACGGCCGACAUGUUUAAAAAAAAAAUAGUUUUCUACUUUAUACUAAGGCAUUGUAAAAUUUACAUAUACUUUUGUAGCCUGCUUUUAAAACCUGGAUCUUAAGAAAGCUGAAGGCCUAUGGUCAGAAUCUGCAUAAUCAAAAUUCUAGUAAUUAUUAAUAAGUGAGUCCAUGAUUCAUUUAUAAAACGGAUGCUUAUGUUUGGUCUUUGCACCAAACAUUUUGAGCUUAGAUAACAAAACAAGUGUGUGGUGUGUGUGUAUGUGUGUGUAUUAUUUCCACAGGUAAACUGACCUUCUCAAAUGGAAACUGCCUCAAAUUCAAAUAGUGAAGCUUCCAAACUCAUCUUGUGACCCAUGGAUGGUAAACUGCAUGGGUGGUUGUUGAGGUGGCGCUGGCGCCUAAUUUCCAAUUGAGUAAUUCUGAAGCAUAUGAGAUAAUUCGACUAGGGCUUCCCGCUCUCGGCUGUAACUGCCUCGGGAAGCAACUUGACUCAGGUAGUUGACAGGCUCUUGAUGGUCGGCUCUGGUAGCUGCCAUUGCUGGUAAGGGCAUGUAAUUUUUAUAAUUAUAACUCCCUUUAAUGAAUGGUUUGGAAUGUUUAGACUUGUACAUAUAUAUUUAGUUAAUUUAUUGUGUAAUAUGCAUAUUUUUAAUAAAGCCAAAUAUGUAUAUCAUUGUUUAAUUGCCUCUUUUGGCUGUUUUGGCCAAAAUAAAACUUGAUUUACUAC
Messenger RNA from Cherax quadricarinatus, 8001 nucleotides. RefSeq lists its product as uncharacterized. The record is from RefSeq and is a predicted model, not a curated record. Gene Ontology annotation, molecular function: chitin binding. Gene Ontology annotation, cellular component: extracellular region. Lineage: Eukaryota; Metazoa; Arthropoda; Malacostraca; Decapoda; Parastacidae.